This is a messenger RNA of Coffea eugenioides, 594 nucleotides long. RefSeq lists its product as uncharacterized. The transcript has a single exon. Lineage: Eukaryota; Viridiplantae; Streptophyta; Magnoliopsida; Gentianales; Rubiaceae. Bases 1 to 594 code for a protein of 197 amino acids. The record is from RefSeq and is a predicted model, not a curated record.
AUGAGUCGUACCUUAUCUAGUUAUCCUGAUUUGGGGCAGGAUAGAGCCUUGGAGAGAUUCCAGAAAUUCUCUCCACCUAAAUUCUUAGGAGGACCAGACCCGUAUGAGGCUGAGAAGUGGCUUGAGGCCAUGAUAAAUAUUUUUACUGCCCUGAACUAUACGGAGGAGAGACAGGUUCAAUUUGCUGUAUUUCAGUUCGAGGGACCAGCUAGGGCCUGGUGGAACGUAGUAAGGGCCAAAUGGGAGAGAGAAGGAACUGUAUGGACUUGGCUAAACUUUGUGCGGGAUUUUAACGAGAAAUAUCUUCCUCCUAUUGUCCAAGAGAAACGAGAGGACGAUUUCAUUAAACUUCGUCAAGGAAUGAUGAGUGUAACUGAGUAUGAGACUCAGUUUACCAAAUUGUCUAAAUUCGCUCCCGAGCUGAUUGCUACGGAGCCAAGGAAAGUACGGAGGUUUAUACAAGGGCUAAAUGUGGAAUUACAGGAAGCCUUAGCGGCAGCUCAGAUCAAUACGUUUACGGAGGUCUUGGAAAAGGCCCAAAGGAUAGAAACUGCUAGGGCCCACAUGAAGAAUUUCCACGCCAAACGAAAAUGA